This is a messenger RNA of Rhodofomes roseus, 1336 nucleotides long. RefSeq names its product Isochorismatase hydrolase. Lineage: Eukaryota; Fungi; Basidiomycota; Agaricomycetes; Polyporales; Fomitopsidaceae. The coding region runs from base 378 to 1253 and encodes 291 amino acids. The record is from RefSeq and is a predicted model, not a curated record. The transcript has 6 exons.
UCUGAUACUCGUCCAACAACGUGCGCCGAACCACUGCUAUGACAUCGUUUCUCGACUGUUCUCGAGGGAAAGAAGAUCCCGUGCUAGUCUCGUCCAGGCUAACCUCUAGCAGUCUGUUCGACAUCUAUCUCGGGAUACUUGACAUCAGGCACAACUUGGGCACAACCAAGGCGGUAAUGAGCCCGCUGCGACCAUUCGUCAAAGGCGCACCGCUUCUCCGUAUGGCAGGCCAAUUGCUCCAUAUCUAAUCACUGACCUCGAGCUCGUUCGCCUUAUCAUGGCUGGUGUGGGAGGGAACAUUGAGUCGGACUCCCCGCGCAGGUCUUCCGUCCUCCGUCUUGCUCUGUGUCGCUGCUAGCACUACUGACAUACACGACAUGACGCCCCGACCGCAUGUCCUCGAGCCCAUAGAGUACGGCAAUGCAGCAUCGUUCUGGGUCGAAUACCCCUCGGGGCUGGUCGACCUCACCCGCGCAGCGCAUCUCACUGCGAAGAAGGAAGACGAGACAGUCAAGACCAGUAGCGCCCACCCAGAACCUCCUCUGCAGAGCAGUACGCAUCUCGAGAUUCCGGUCGACGGAGAACGCGUCGUGCGGAUCGCCAAGUCGAAGAGCGCGAUCGUGAUCGUUGACAUGCAGAACUUCUUCCUGCAUCCUGAUCUUCGCGACCACUCGACGGGACUGAAUUGUGUCAUACCUCUCAUGAACGUCGUCCCCGCCUUGCGCACACAAGGCGUGAAGAUCCUAUGGGUUAAUUGGGGACUGACCGAGCACGAGCUCACGACCAUCCCGCCAUCCCUCGUGCGGAGUUUCAUGAAGAACGGCCGAGGCGGCUUUGGCUCUAAGCUCCCAGAGCCAUUUGGUCGGUUACUCAUGCGCGGAGAAUACAAUGCGGACCUGUAUGGCCCUCUGCAUCAGCUCUACCUCGAAGGCAAGAAGGAAGACGCCGAUGACUGGAUUCACAAGAACAGGAUGAGCGGCAUCUGGGGUUCCCAGACAGCCCUGGACCUGUAUCUGCAGGAACACGGCAUCACAACGCUCUUCUUCGCCGGCGUGAAUGCGGAUCAGUGUGUCCUCGGAACAUUGGUGGAUGCGUACUUCAGAGGGUACGAUUGCAUCGCACUACAAGAUUGUAUAGCAACGACUUCGCCCACUGGGGGAUUAGAGAAUGUGCUCUACGACGCGACCAACUCUUACGGUUUCGUAACGGACACGACUAGGGUGGAGGAGGCAAUCAAAAGGCAGGCAUCGUAAUCCAUGUACUCGUGCUGUACAUUAUAUGGGACAUUUGCUACGAUAUCGAAUACACUACUAUCAGUGGGAUAUGCACAUUGGAC